Molecule: messenger RNA, 1672 nt
Organism: Cajanus cajan (pigeon pea)
Lineage: Eukaryota; Viridiplantae; Streptophyta; Magnoliopsida; Fabales; Fabaceae
Product: Transmembrane amino acid transporter family protein
Source: RefSeq, a predicted model, not a curated record
UGUGUAAAUCCUCAUCAACCUUCACACAAAGUUCACAUACUUUUCUUUAAGAAUUAACCAUCCCUGUUAUUGAAUAAGGAGUUUGCAAUAUUCUUAGAGAAAUGGAGCUUUCCAACAUGAAUCAAACUGCUGAAAUGAAUAGGACACCAAGUGAGCAACAAAAAUUGGAAGAUUGGUUGCCCAUAAGUGCAUCUAGAAAAGCAAAAUGGUGGUAUUCAUCUUUCCACAAUGUCACAGCUAUGGUGGGUGCUGGUGUGCUUGGCUUGCCAUUUGCUUUAGCCCAACUUGGAUGGAUACCAGGUGUUCUAAUGAUUGUAAUUUCGUGGAUUCUCACAUUUUAUUCUCUAUGGCAACUCAUUGAAUUGCAUGAAUAUGUUCCUGGGAAGAGAUUUGACCGAUACUUUGAUUUGGGACGACAUGUUUUGGGGCCUAAGAAAGGGUUUUGGUUGGUAAUGCCACAACAACUAGUAGUUCAAGUGGCAUCAACCAUUGUGUAUUGUGUCACCGGUGGGAAGUCAUUGAAGAAGUUCUUUGAUAUACUUAUUCCAGCCAUGACUCACGUUAGACAAACAUACUUUAUUCUCUUCUUUGUGUUUAUACAGAUAUUACUUUCCCAAACUCCUAAUUUCAAUAAUUUGAAAGCAGUUUCUUCUUUGGCUGCUCUGAUGUCUAUCUGUUAUUCUAUGGUGGCAUUUAUUAUGUCAAUGGUUGAGGGUUUUGACCACCAUCCUUCUCAUUAUGGCGUUCGAUCCCAUACAACUCCUGGGAUGGUUUUUGAUGCUUUUAAUGCCCUUGGAACCGUAGCAUUUGCUUUUGCUGGACAUAGUGUUGCUUCAGAAAUUCAAGCUACAUUACCCUCAACAGAAGAAAAACCUUCCAAAGUUCCAAUGUGGCGAGGGGUGCUAGUGGCAUACACCAUAGUUAUUAUUUGUUAUUUAUCAGUUGCAGUAUCUGGCUUUUGGGCAUUUGGAACCGAAGUUGAUGAUGAUGUCCUCAUCACACUCCAACGCCCUAAUUGGCUUAUAGCUAUUGCUAACUUUAUGGUAUUCAUUCAUGUCUUAGGGAGCUUUCAGGUUUUUGCUAUGCCCGUGUUUGAUACAAUGGAGACAAAUUUGGUGCAAAAAUGGAACUUUACUCCCUCAAAGAUGCUUCGCUUAAUUAGCCGAAGCAUAUAUGUUUGUGUGGUGGGACUUAUUGGCAUGUGUAUUCCAUUUUUUGGAGGAUUGUUGGGUUUCUUUGGAGGACUUGCUUUCACAUCAACAUCAUAUAUUAUUCCUGGUGUAUUAUGGCUUAAUGCCAAAGAACCUAAAAGAUGGAGUUUUCAUUGGAUUGCUUCAUGGGUUUGUAUCAUUCUUGGAACUAUAGUAGCGGUUGUUGCACCCAUUGGAGGAGUCCGAACAAUUGUUGUUUCCGCAAAGACUUACAAGUUAUUUUCUUGAUAGAAGAUUAGUGUUGAUAAUUAUGUUAUAUAAUAUGUUAUGUAGAAGAGUUUGCAAUAAACUUUUUUUCUACACUAUUUCGCAAAAAUUUUAGUUGCGAAAUUAUUGACAGUUGUAGAUAAUUUUUUCAAUACAAUGAUGGUUAUCAAUGUGGUGCUAAGUGAGAUGAGGAUCAAUAGUUAGGAAAAACAUUUUUGUCAUUCUAAGAGUGUAUUUGUCGUUCCAAUUAAUAA